Messenger RNA from Boleophthalmus pectinirostris (great blue-spotted mudskipper), 1605 nucleotides. It is a transcript of the gene pex3, whose product is annotated as peroxisomal biogenesis factor 3. Lineage: Eukaryota; Metazoa; Chordata; Actinopteri; Gobiiformes; Gobiidae. The record is from RefSeq and is a predicted model, not a curated record. The coding region runs from base 141 to 1226 and encodes 361 amino acids. The transcript has 12 exons. Gene Ontology annotation, biological process: protein import into peroxisome membrane. Gene Ontology annotation, molecular function: protein-macromolecule adaptor activity. Gene Ontology annotation, cellular component: peroxisomal membrane.
AGUGUAGUCUUCAUUCACUUGACCGCUAGCGUGUUUAGCAGAAAGUUGCCCAUCGCUGAAACUGUCAAGUCAACAUGUUUGUCAAAUAGAUCAAUAAUUUAAGUGCAUUUUAGGCUGCAGUCUUUGCUUACGAUAAGAGGAUGUUUUCUUCAACUUGGAACUUUAUUAAACGCCACAAAAGGAAGUUCAUUUUCGCCGGUGCAGUAGUUGGUGGUGUGUACUUCAUGGGUAAAUAUGCGCAGAGGAAGAUCAGGGAAAUCCAGGAGAGAGAAGCUAAUGAGUACAUCGCUCAGGCUCGAAGACAGUUCCACUUUGAGAGCAACCAGAGGACCUGCAACAUGACUGUGUUAUCCAUGCUUCCAUCUCUUAAAGAAGCCAUUGUAGCUCAGCUCAACUCUGAGAAUCUGACCUCGCUGCUUAAGACCAAACCUGCUAACAAGCUAGAAAUCUGGGAGGACUUAAAAAUAAUCAGUUUUACUCGUACGAUUGUUGCUGUCUACAGUACGUGCAUGUUAGUGGUGCUACUUCGAGUCCAGCUCAACAUCAUCGGAGGAUACUUGUAUCUCGACAACUCUGCCAACAAGAACACUAUGGCACCCAUGGCUCCUCCCGACGUCCAGCAGCAGUAUCUGUCCAGUAUCCAGCAUUUAUUAGGAGACGGUUUAAUAGAACUUAUGACAGUGGUGAAGAAAGCUGUGCAGAACUCACUAGAAAAUGUGUCCCUGAAGCAGAGCCUGUCUCUGCUGGAGCUGGAGCAGCAGAUCAGUUGGAUAAGAGCUGAGGUGGAGGCCUCUGAGCAUCCUCUGUCCUGGUACAUGUUAGCAGAUGACCAGGAAGCUCUCGCAGACCAGGCAUGUGGUUUGACUGAAAAUGAUGUAAUGACAAUCCGCCUCCUGAAUGAGACCAGAGACAUGUUGGACAGCCCAGAUUUCACAAAAGUCCUUCAUACCUGUUUGAACCGUGGUUUCUCUCGUCUCCUUGACAACCUGGCCACAUUUUUUAGAUCUCCAUCCAUUGAGUCUGAUCCCAGUUCUGCACCAGACAGUUUAUCUGCAGUGAGUUUACCACUGGCCAAGAUCAUUCCCAUCAUUAAUGGACAGAUUAACACUAUUUGCAGCGAGACACCCAGUCACUUUGUACAGGAUUUACUGUUGAACGACCAGGUGAAAGAGUUUGCAGCUAACGUUUAUGAGACUUUUAGCAUGCCCCAAGAGCUGCAGAAAUAACCAUACAUUUAUGACUAAAGGACUAUAAAACAGAGACAAUUCCCCCAUGUCACAGAAUGAAAUGCACAUUGACCAUGGACCACUGCAUCAUGGGAAAUGUAGUCUGAUUGAACAACAGCUGCUACAGUCAAUAGAUGAAGAGACUGCCUUGUAAUUUACUGAUUUUAUGAGUUUUGUACCAACUAUGGUGAAUGUGCAGGCUUAUUGCCAGCAGAAAAGUUAAUGUAUGAAAAAAAAAGUUGCUUGUGAGUGUAUAAUUUAGGGAUUUGUUUUGUAAUUUUUAUGGUUUUAAUACACAUUUUGUAAAGUUGUAAUGGGAGAUUGUAACUUAGUAAUGAUGGUGACCAACUGAAAGAAAAACUAAAUAAUAUUGUGAAAU